Dioszegia hungarica is the source of this 1269-nucleotide messenger RNA. Its product is annotated as P-loop containing nucleoside triphosphate hydrolase protein. The annotation marks the transcript as partial. The transcript has 7 exons. Gene Ontology annotation, molecular function: GTP binding; microtubule binding; GTPase activity. Gene Ontology annotation, cellular component: cytoplasm; membrane; microtubule. Lineage: Eukaryota; Fungi; Basidiomycota; Tremellomycetes; Tremellales; Bulleribasidiaceae. The record is from RefSeq and is a predicted model, not a curated record.
AACAUCUUUGACACCGCAUACGCUCGAGACAAGAGGGCACUCAUGGCCGCCAUCAACAACGUUCGCUCGACCGGAGCAGCAGUAGACAUCGACCUACCUACUAUCGUCGUCGUCGGCUCACAAAGCUCGGGCAAGACUUCAAUCUUGGAAGCGAUAUCAGGUGUCAAUCUUCCAAGGGCUGUGGGGACUACCACUCGCACUCCAACCGAAGUCCGAUCAAGGCAAGACGUCGAUGUUCCCUGGAAUGCUGUUGUGAAGAUCCGCCAUGAGGGCGACAGCUCAUUUCACAAUUCCCUGGGUCCGAGGCCGAGGUCCGUUUCGGCAAGGAUCCACGACCCUAAUCUCGUCCAGAUCGCAGUACGUCGUGCCCAGCUCGCCAUUCUCAAUCCCAGUAUCCUUCUCUACCGGUUCCUCGAAUAUGACAUUCCGGCCGAGCCGGAGACGAACCCUCUUGGAUCGACCCGUAAGCUUGCUUUCAGCAAUGACGUGAUAGUGCUGGAAAUCACCGGUCCCCAGGUCACCGACCUGACUCUGGUGGAUCUACCGGGUCUCAUCCAAAACGUCGGUGAGGGAGAAGACAAGAAUAAUAUCCAGCUGGUCGAAGACAUGGUGAAGUCUUACAUAUCAAAAGACUGCCUCAUUCUCCUCGUCAUUACUAUGAAAGUAGACGAUAUCCACAAUCAAAAGGCCGUCCUCCUCGCAAGGGAAGCGGACCCAGAGGGCAGGCGCACGGCGGGAGUGCUCAGCAAGGCAGACUCUCUGCGUGACAAGAGCGAGCGUGAUCAGUGGCUCAAAGUGGUGAAGGGCCAGCGUGAACAUUUGCACUACGGCUAUUACGUCACUCGCCAGCCCGACGCGGAUGCCCUCGCAGAGGGAAUCUCAUUUGCCAAGGCUCGAGCAGAUGAAGAGGCCUUCUUCGCUACUCAAUCGCCCUGGAGUUCCCUCGACAUCCAGUAUCAGAAGCGACUAGGCACGAAGAACCUUGCCGAGUUUCUCAGUGACCAGCUGUCCAAGUUGAUCAGCAGACGACUUCCUGAUGUCGAGGAUAAAAUUGCGCAUCGCCGUCGACAGCUCCAGACAGAGCUCAAGUCGCUUGGCAGUGAACCAUCGAACAAUCCACUUACAACGAUCGACUCUUUGGUUACCUCGUUCGCAGCGGAAAUCGCGAAAGACGUCAAGGGCGAGGCAAAGCACGAGGCUUUCCUGCAGGCGUUAAAUGCGGCAGCCGCGGACUACAAAACAGCGAUCAAGAAGACCUGUCCCAAUUUC